Molecule: messenger RNA, 2568 nt
Organism: Arctia plantaginis
Lineage: Eukaryota; Metazoa; Arthropoda; Insecta; Lepidoptera; Erebidae
Source: the annotation of a GenBank genome assembly
AUGGAUUGGAUCGCUGAUACCGAAAUGGAGGAUGAUGAUAGUGAUACUGAUGAUGAAAAUGAGUUAAAGCGGCUUGAUGCGGCUCUGGAGGAAGCUGAUAUUGCAAUUUCUGACACGGGUUUACCUAAAUCAUCGAAAUGGGUAUAUUCCACCAAUGCUACUCAUUACAUGGCUUCACCCAACGCAAGCUCUCAUUCGUACCCUGAGGUCUUAAUAGACUCAGUACCAUCACUUGUCACUGCUACCAAUUCAGUUGAAACACCAGGUCACUGUUACUCAAAUUCUAAGUCACAGGCCACAUCAUUACCUCAGACCGCGGCUCCGGCGCUCACCAACCCACAAUUACAAGAAUUAUCUAGGUUGAAUACCUUAUUAGCACUUAAUAAAUUAUAUGAUGAAAAAUUACGACACUUAGAAAAGAUUUUGAGUUUGCGUUUAAAAAAUUGUCGUACUAAACUUGAUGAGAUACAGAACAGCAGUGCCCUUCCGGAAAAAGUUGAAGUCUUCCGUUACAUUAAUUGUGGAAGGCCUUACUUCAGAGACCACCUGAAUCGUUCAGCUCCAGACAAUGAAGAUGCUAUAAUGGCCAAAGCUCAAAUGUAUGACUUCUCUUUACUAACUUCAGUGCCAGGAUGGACAGUCAGGGAUAAAAACCAUUUUACCAAUGUGAUGACACAAACAUCACUUGAAAUUAGGAAAGAGGAAUAUAAUAAAAAAAUCAACAUGUUAAAAAAAUCUAUAGCAGGUAAAAGAAAUAAAAUGAUUGAAAAGGAAAUCAGUAAGCUGAGAAACGAACGUGAUAGUUUAAAUGUUAAAUUACCUUUUAUACAAUUAGCUCUCCCGUUAGAUCAGGAAUAUGACUGGGACUUGCUGGCAAAUAGGUUAAACAAGAGACACACACCACAUGAGUAUCGCUGCCUAUGGAAAUUAUAUUUUCAUCCUUCAAUAAACAAAACCAGUUGGAAAAAUUCUGAACAUAGCACUCUGCAGACGCUUGCUUCUGAUCACCACAAUCAAGAUUGGGAUGAAAUUGCUAGAAAACUCGAUACAGGUAGAACUGGUUAUCAAUGUUUUGUGUAUUUUCGUACAAACAUGACUAACACUUGCAUUGGAAAGAAAUGGACCUAUGAAGAAGUCACGUACCUGAGAAGACUGAUAGAUUAUUUUAGAGAAGAUGUUUAUAUUCCUUGGGGUAAAAUUGCUGCAGCAAUGGAAAAUAGAACUAAAAUUCAAAUCUACAAUAAAUAUUUGCGGAUCAUUGAACAAAGAAAAGGAAGAUUUCUACCUGAGGAAGAUGCUGUUAUACUUAAUUGUGCAGAAAGAUUUGGACCUAACUUUAAGAAAAUGACUGAAUACCUCGCACAUAGGUCUUUGGUCCAAAUACGCUCUAGGUUCCAAGUAUUGAGUAAAAUGCGGGUUUCUACUGUAUGGUCAGUAGAAGAUGACAGAAAACUCAUACAAAUUAUGAGUAAUCAAGAUUCAAACAUGACUUUUUCAGAAGCAACUAAAUUUUUCCCAGGUAGGAAUCGAGUAAAUAUAAGGUCCAGAUAUAUAACUUUAAUAAAAUGGAUGAAACGGAAUCCUAAUACAGAUAUAGAACUUGCACCGAGACGGGGUGCACGACGUCUUAACCAUGGGCAGGCAACUCAUGACUUGAAUAAAGCUAUUGAAAAUUUAAAAAAUAUUUUAAAUACAGAAGUUGCAAUUAAAAAGGACCGUAGGAAAAUCACACGAGAAUCAGAUGAGGCUGAUAUAGAAGAUGCUAUAGUUGCAGCUCUAGUUAAUGAAGGUGUUAAAGAGCAGGAAAGCAGAAAAUCUGCUUAUGAUGGUGUCCUAGUGCUGCCUAAUGACACAGUUGUGACAAAUGAAGAAUUAAAUUUAACUAACUUACAUAAAUUUCUUAUGUUCUUAGGUUCAAAGUUAAAUAGAGGCUUAUAUAGGAAUUCAAAUUAUAAAGAAGUAUACCCUCAGUUGGGUGAGUGUGAUAAAGAUGUUAGUUUAAUUAAAGUCAAAUCUUAUUCUAGAAAAAACACAGUUAAAACUAUUAAGAUAGAAAAUAUGCCAGAUGUAUGGGGAAAUAAUGUUUUAACUUCACGAAAUUAUGUUUUACCACCCCACUAUGCAACUAUAACGGGAUGUAAAGCACUGAUGUCACAUGUAACUUUAUAUGCCGCAUAUUGUAAUUGUAUAAAUAUGCAUAUCCUCACGAGAAGGAAUUCUGUAUUGAAAGACCUGAUGGAUAAACUGUUGGAACGCUUUUAUAUACUGUUCCUAUGGCCAAUGCUUCUUUCAAAUGAAGGGCCUCAGGAUUUUAAUAAUACAAAGUUACAAGGAGAACCUUCAUUCAUCAGUUACUCAUCACAGCCACAAACAGUACUACCACAAAUUAAAUUACCACAAGCUCCUGAAGUGACAAUAAAGUUUAACAGUUUGAAAAAGUUCAAAAAUGCUGAUGUGUCUGAAGUAAUAGAUUUAUCUGAAAAUGAAAGCUCUGAAAGUACUACAGUUCCACAAAUUUUCAGUGAUGAGAAUGAUGUCCCUAACAAUGUCCAGAUUUAUAUGGACUAA